GCACCCAGCCGCCGAUCGGCUGGUUUCGCUCAAAACACAGCGGCAGAACCUGAAGCGGCAGCUCCAGCAAGCGAACCGUGAGGUUCGCAAUGAGGAGAAAAAGCGACAGAGACUCAUGCGGCGCGCUGGCAAGUUGAGCUCUGCUGAUCUCACCUGGCUGCUG
This is a messenger RNA of Durusdinium trenchii, 163 nucleotides long. The record is from the annotation of a GenBank genome assembly. NCBI's taxonomy places the organism in Eukaryota, Dinophyceae, Suessiales, Symbiodiniaceae.